AAAAAAUGUCGGAUUCGCUGUGUGCGCACGUUUCCAAACAAUCUGCUUCGCUCUUACAAAACAACAGAUCGAUCCACGUAGUUUAAAGAGCUGCGGUCUGCGGGCACCAGCAGAGGAGCUGGAUGUAAAGGAUGACAGUUUGAUUUUAUAGCUAACGUCGCUUUACUUCACUAUGGCGCAGCCGGCGGAGAAAGCGUAUUAUCGCUUUUUGGUGCUGUUCUUCAACUGUCUGCUGACAUUUGGCUCCUACUUCUGCUUUGACAUCCCCAGUGUUCUGCAGGAUCAGUUCCAAGGGAAUCUCACAUGUCCCAACGCCACAGUGAUCAAUGGGACAGUGGACUGUGUGGUGGGACUGGGGAUGACGCCUCAGCAGUACAAUCUUCUUUAUGCCAUCUAUGCUUGGACGAAUGCAGUAGUGGUGAUCCUUGCUGGGUUCCUGAUUGACAAACUUGGAAAUCGCUUCGGGGUGUUUCUGUUCUCUUUCCUCUGUGUUUUGGGCUCGUCCCUGUUUGCACUGGGUUCCCACUUCAAAGGAACUCCCUAUCUGCUGCCACUAAUGCUCACAGGCAGAUUGCUGUUUGGAUCAGGCAAUGGAUCUCUGACCAUUGUUCAGAACCGCAUCACAGCCUUCUGGUUCAAAGGGAAGGAGCUGGCCUUGGCCUUCGGUCUGACCCUGGCUUUCUCACGCCUGGGUUCAGUCCUGAACUUCUUCCUCACCCAGAAGUUUGAAGAAAAAUAUGGCAUGCAGUGGACACUCUGGGGUGGUGCACUAUUAUGUGUGCUGGGCUUUACAUCUGCCAUCAUAGUCAGUGCCCUGGACAAGAUUGGAAUGAGGCAGCUGGGUCUUGAGGGAGCCAUCCAAGAAGAAUCUCGUAAAGUGAGAAUUCAGGAUAUGAAGCUGCUGUCUCUAAGAUACUGGCUGCUGGUUCUCACCAUCAUGUUCUUCUACAACGGCAUCUUCCCGUUCAUUGCAGAUGCCAGUAAGUUCAUUCAGGAUAAGUACAAUGACUACAGUCAGAAGGAAGCGGCCUAUAUUGCCGGAGCAGUUUAUGACAGCUCACUGGUCCUCUCAGCCAUCGUGGGCAUUCUCAUAGAUUAUGUGGGUCUUCGGGGCAUUUUUGCUGUGGCCUGUGCUGUCCUCACGCUGCCUGUGUUCGGACUCCUGGCCUUCACCUUCGUCCCUCCUCUGGUGUCCACCAUAUGGCUGGGUGUCACCUACUCCUUCGCUGCUGCUAGCAUGUGGCCAUCUAUUCCCCUUGUGGUACCUCAGGCACAGCUGGGAACAGCCAUGGGCCUGGCCACCUCCAUACAGAUGAUUGGUAUUGGGGUGUCUAAUCUGGUUGUCGGACAGAUUUUAGGCACGAAGUCUAGUGAAACAAAGAUUCCGUUGUGGCGUUGGCAGAGGAUGAUGAUCUUCAUGCUGGCCAACACCAUCUGCUGCAUCGUCACCUCAGUGCUGCUCAAUAUUGUUGACCAUAAACAGGGCGGGACCCUGAACAAGACGACUAAGAGGUCAGGGCAGGCAGAGAGAGACUCGGACAGAGAGCCACUCAACCAGGGAGAGGAGGAGCAAGAUGGCGAGGAGGAUGAUGGUGGGGCUGUCCGAUCUCGUUCAAUCAACUCAUGAGUUUUUCAUGAUAACACUUUUCCCAAGUGUGAACAUUUCUGUCUCUCUUUCUAAGAUAUUUUUGUACCAGUGUUGUACGCCUCACUGAAACCUCAUUGCUUCUCCAUACUGUGGACUCACAGGGGAUGAUUGACAGAAUUAAUGGAUCCCUGUGAAACAGUACUGACAGCCAAAUAGUAUAUAUGUUAUAUUAAAUAUGCAGUAUUUUUGCAGGUAUGUUCAGAAAAAGGAUUUCACCAGGAAAAUUCAAACUAUACCUUUAAUUUGUUUUGAAUUUUUUUUUUUUAACUGAAAUACAUUUUCAUUGAUCUUAUCAUCACUCAGCUACAGACUGCACUGCCACAGCUGACUGUCUGGGCCUUACAGAGGUAACUAAAUAACCUGGAUGUUGUGUAAAACUUUAAGUCACAAAUGUAAUGUUUUUUAUGACAUUCUUUCUAAUGAAACAGUGAAAUAUUUGUAGCUCCUUUUCUGUAUGUGUGUCUUUAGAGAUUUCAACAUGUAAGUGAAGAAGGGAAUUCUAUCUGUUUUACAUAAAACAACAAACAUAAAAUGCAGUUUGGUGUUUUUGACAGUGGGAUCUCUGCCAUCUAUCUAAAAGAUAAACCUGAUAAUUAAAAGCUUGCUUAGUAUCAUCCUGCUGGUGGUGAAUUGCAGGUGUUUGUAUCAUGUUUCUUGAAGAAGCAGAAAUUACAAACAAAAAACAAAGAACAGUACUGAAAUGGCAUUUUUUUUUACAAUAGACACUCUUUGUAUUUAAUGUAUUUGAAACCAAUGCUUGAACUGUAAAUGUAGAACAUAAUUUUAGAACGCAAUUUACUGCAAAUUUGAGCAGUUUAAUUUACCUUUACAUUUUCAGUAAAACACGUUAAAGUCAGUAGGUGGCGCUCAUUACACAGUUGUUUGUGACUGUUCAUGGAAGCAGUUGAGGUGUUGAUGUAGUCUGCGUGGGACUCCAUCAUCGUGUGUUAAUCUCAAGAUGGCUUUUACUUGGGCUUUCUUUGAAGUUGUUUUUUUUAGAUACUCAGCCCCUUCUUUUAGCUCUAUGAUGUCUCAGUAAAUAGAUGUCUGCAGAUCUUAAACCUUUCUGUAAGUCACUGUGGGUAUUUGUGGUAGGUAGUCAUGGUAACAGUUCUUCAUAUCACGUCCAUCAGACUGUCAACAACUGCAAGAAUGUGGCCUUAAAUAUUAAAAUGGCAGCAUAACAUGCUUUAGGUACGCACAUUUAUACCUCUAAGCCUAUCCCUCAGGAAUAUAGUUAAAUUUGAUCACAUUGGUAACUUGGACCAGCCUAUACAUGUAUGUUUUCCUUGCUUUUGCACAGUUUUUGCAAAUGUAUAUUGCUGUUUUGGUCAUUUUGUUGGUACCAUUUCUUUCUACCCUCUUUCAUUUGUGACAUUAUAAGCUAUCGGCCACUGUUAGGUCUUAUGCCAGAGCACAUACAGUAGUCAUCCUCUAGAUUUACUAAUUUUGAUUUCUAGACAAGCACACAAAUUAAUGUCAGCAAGUCUACUAUAACUUUUAUUUCUCUCUUUCUGUGGGUAAAAAACAUGUAUUUUUUAUUUGUGUAAGAAGGGUCAAAGGACAGGUUUGUGAUCUAUUCUGAAUUUUAGAAAAUGUUAUCUGGUUAAGGUUGGGGCAUGUGCUUUGAAGCACCUUCAUCCCCGUUUCACAUCAAACCAAAUUUUUUAUUUUUUUUAAAUUUUUUUAAGCAGUGAAAUUCGCUAAAUAAAAUUAGAGAGCGACAGACUUUUCUGAUCUUGAACAAUGCUGCAGUCCUCAAAUACUUUAGCACAAUGAGUAAUCUGAAGAUCCAGGUUCAGGGUGUCAACCUCCUGUCCCUAACUCUGUGCCAGGUUAAAUGUGGAGUUCCUUGUUAUAAAGCUAAGCAUUCACAGUACUGCAGUCAGCGCUGAAUAACACAGUAGAUUACUGAGGGGAAAAAAAAACCACUCAUUCGUUGUGUACAAUGUUUGCAUUCGGAGGGUCUUUGAAGAUGAGUUAUUUUGUGUCCAUCUGGUGUUUGUAUUCAGUCAUAAUCCAACCAAAGCU
This is a messenger RNA of Toxotes jaculatrix (banded archerfish), 3679 nucleotides long. It is a transcript of the gene mfsd1l, whose product is annotated as major facilitator superfamily domain containing 1-like. Bases 173 to 1627 code for a protein of 484 amino acids. The record is from RefSeq and is a predicted model, not a curated record. Gene Ontology annotation, molecular function: transmembrane transporter activity. Gene Ontology annotation, biological process: transmembrane transport. The transcript is spliced from 13 exons. Lineage: Eukaryota; Metazoa; Chordata; Actinopteri; Toxotidae.